Molecule: messenger RNA, 442 nt
Organism: Saccostrea cuccullata (small rock oyster)
Lineage: Eukaryota; Metazoa; Mollusca; Bivalvia; Ostreida; Ostreidae
Exons: 3
Coding region: 47-442 (131 amino acids)
Source: RefSeq, a predicted model, not a curated record
GACACAGCAGAGAAAGCCAUCGUCAAAGUGGAGAAGGACGAAGACAAUGGAAAGAAAGACGGAGAGAAUGGAGAGCAUUCAAGGUCGGAAAUCAAGCAGAAAAAUUUAUCGAAGGAAAAAACAAGAAAGAGAACAAUGGAUGAAAGCCUUAAUAACUUCGUACAUGCCCUCGUUGACAUGGAGGAGAGGCAGACUAAAUACCAAUUUGAUAAGGAAGAGAAGAGAAGGAGGCUGGAGGACGAAGCCGAACAAAGACGAAUGGAAAGUGAGCGGCAGUUCCAACUACAACUCUAUCAAAUGCAGGCACAGAUGGAGAUGCAGAUGGUCUCAAUAUUUAUGGGCACUCCAGCUCCCGGACCGCACAAGCUCGUCAGCAGGAGACAACGAAUCAAAUAUCCCUAUACAGGAAGCUCUCUAUCACGCUGACUAUUUCGAUCUAUGA